GCGAGCUCGCACCAGCUCGCACGUGCGACUGCGCCCAUUCAAUUCCUAACGAGUUAAACGCUAGCCUCGCUCCGACUACGACGUCCUCGACUUCGCCCAUUUUUUCUUUCCUGCGACCGUCCGAGUCUCCUGAAGUUUUCUCCUCCGAGUUCCUCUGGAUUUUUGGCACGUUCCGUCGAGAGAUUGCCUAUAGCCUCUUCUUCGAGAUCAGAGGUCCAGGGGAGAGAGAAAUACCGAAGACCCUGAAGAGACAGGACCAAGAAGAGGAAGAGCCGCCACGUCACUGCUCCAGAAACGCAGCCGAGAGUCGCUCGCAUAAAUCGACGGAGACGUGGCUUAAUUGUACCGAGCCAAUCAAAUUUAAUAAGCAAGGAGGAAAGACGGAGAAUAACGUCAUCGACCCAAAAGCACGUUGAUUCGCGCCUAAAUCUGCAAGAGCCAUUUCCGAGUUUCGCGUUUCGAUCGACAACAAUAGGUCCUUUGUUGCUCGUCUAAGCAGUUCUGGUAUACUCGAAUCGAGAAGUGUCUGAAAUACCGAAAGAUAGGACGAAUUUGGCUCCCUUUGCCCGCCUUGUUAUCACUCCCGGCAGACAAGGAGUUAUCACAAACGGAUCCCGCGCGUCCUGUUGCGCUGAUAACGCGGCUCGUCCGCGGGUUUCGGCUCUUUUCUUCAGUCUCGACUGGCUCGAAAUUCUGCACAAGAUUGUCCUCGAGGGGCCGCAAAUGAAUCGAUCGGCUGUCGUCAUCGAUAUCGGGAAGAAACAUCGGCGAUAAGGAGUCGCCGGCCGCCCAUGGGGCUUCGCGGUGACGCGCGUCCACCCGACAGAGGACAAUAAACCAGCAGAAUGGGUCGCGACGCCGAUGUCAUCGGCAUUCUUCGGGAACUGGCGCAGUUCUUGGAGUCCUUGGGAGAUGCGAAUCUCCCGGCCAACCUCGAGGCCACCAGAGGAAACCUCCUCUCCAGGGCCAAGACGACUCUGGUGGCGGUGACGACCGGACCUUCCUCAUCUCCAGGACCCUAUCUCGACAUGAACCCUGGGAAAGGUCUCUCCCUAGUCGGAAGAACGGAAGACCUCGAGGAGUACGUGGGAGCCGAGGAGCCCCAGGUUCAAGCUCCUCAGGACUAUUACGAGACCUUCCAGGAACUGGACAAGUCCAGGCCGGAAUCCUUACAGGAGGACCCUGCUAAGGAGGAAUCCGAAAACUUGCUCCAGGAAAUCUACAUGAAUUUCCCAGCGGCUCAGACCAAGAGCAAGUGCCAGAAAUGUGGACCCCUGCAACGCAAAGAGGGAAAAAAGCUCUUCGUAUUUGAACAGUUCAGAGGCUGCUGGGUCGGGUUGGUGGGCUCUCAUCUCUUGAUUUAUGGAAAUGAACGAGAUAACAAGCCGUGCUCUGUCGUCCCUAUUCGAGGAUGCACCACAAGACCAGCUCCUUACAUCACUCCUCGAGACCCCAAAAGGGGUGAAUCCGCCUUCGAGAUCUUAUGUCCUGGCAACAAAACACUUCAGUUCAUCGCCAGGACUCCGAAGGACAUGGUGCAAUGGGUGAGCGUGACUUCUCAGAUGGCAGGGACCGAAACCGAAAAUAGGCAAAAGUUCUCAUUGCCUUCCGUCUCCUCCCCAUCCGGAGAAACCGCAGAAAAGGACUCUAGCAAGGAUACGACCUGCGGCAGCGAGAAGAACCAGGAGAUGGGAUCCGUCGUCCUUGACGAUAAAGGAGAGUCGAAGCGUCCUCCAGUAAAGGAUCGCCUGGAGGCGAAGGAGAAUCCUGAAAAAUCCGACAUUUCGAAGAAGAACGGACAAACUGAACCACCACCUCCCCUUCCUGCAAGGAUUCCCCGACGUCUGCCCGCGUUGCCCCAGGAAAGGGUCAGCACAUCCUACGACGUGAUGGAGGACGACGAGGACGAGAUAUACCAUAAAAUCGAGGACCUCCGGGAAUCGAAUUACCAGAAUUGCGCGGUAGGAGUUUCGGCAAAGAAGAAUAAAGCUGGGAUUAAAGCGAGGGAGUCCUCCUCCUCGCAGGAGGCUUCGCCUAAGAAAAAGGGUAAGAAAUCUAAGGAAAAGAAGAACAAGCCCCAAACUAACUCGGAGGACGUGGAACUUUACGACGACGUGCAAUCGGUCCUUCGGAGUAAGAAGUCGAAGAACGAGAGCCAGGAUAGAGUGCAACAGGUGGCUGCGAAAGCGGCCUCGAAGGAAAUAGGACCCGCUGAUCCUGUUUGCUCGACGACGCCAAAGAAAGAGGAUAAAGAGAAGCAGGAGGAAGGAAAGUCGAAAUCGCCCCAGAAGAGGUCCUUCCUGGACAGGGUGAGGAACAAACGCGACUCCCCGAAGAAGGAGGAGAAGAAGGAGAAGAGGAACGCCCCGGUCUCGGAGCCUGCCAACGAAUUGCCGAUUUAUGACGAUAUCAGCGAGAUAAAGAAUGCAAAGAAGGCCGUAGAACCUGAAGAAUUGCCGGAAUACAGUUUCCCUCCUCAUCCUAGGCCGGUUUAUUCUAACGGAGCUCAGGAGAACGUCGUCCUGCAGGAAGAGAUCUACGACGACGUGACGAACUUCCAGGAGGAGAGGAGGAAGCUCCUCAAGGACUCGGGCCCGAAGAGCGUGGAAUCCCUGAAAGCGAUGUUCCAAAAUGACGAGGAAAAGCGGGUCGAGGGUAUGAAAGAGGUGCUAGACAAGAUACCACCGAGGAUCGAGGCGAUGGAAGAGGAGAUCGAGCACUAUCAGACUCCUAGAGCGGACCUUGUUCCCGUUGUUGAAGGACUCUACGACGACGUUGCCCUCUUGGUAGACUUCACGGCUCGUCAGCGGGAGGUUGCCAAGGGUGCGAGUCCUGAAAAGGAAAAGAGACAUUGGAAUAGAUUCACCAGUGGGAAGAAGAAAUCGGAGGCUACGGGCAAUGAUUUGAGCAGAAAGGACGACUCGAAAAAGGACGUCGAAGGUGACAAAACGGGAGAACCUGAAGAGGGAUGCGCCACUGUUGACGAACAGCAACAGAUUCGUAUGAACACUUUCCAGAAAUUAAUUAGCAAAAUGGAGAGCUCUUUAGGGAAGCCACCAGUUAAGGCUGCUGCGAUGGAGCAGACCAGAGUACUUUCUCCGAACACCGUCUCAUAAUGAAUCUCAUUCUUGGACGAUCGUUUUAUGACUCGCGUCCAAGUCAAGUCAAACUUGCGAGAGCUGCUUUCAGACUGUUUUUUGUCGAUAGGAUACGCACAAGAAAUUUCGCUAGCUACUUGCUAGGGUAGAUUCAACUUGCGGUUCACUAUCAAUAAAUUUGCGCAAGUUCGCCUCCAAAAUCGUGGACACUACCGGGAAGAGUUGUUUGAAAGCAGCUCUCCCAAGUUUCACUUGCAGGUGGAUACGAGCAAAGGUGUAAUGACGUCUUCAAAGUGAUCCUUUGUAAUUCAUGGGAAU
This is a messenger RNA of Orussus abietinus, 3416 nucleotides long. RefSeq names its product neurofilament heavy polypeptide. The record is from RefSeq and is a predicted model, not a curated record. The transcript is spliced from 5 exons. Lineage: Eukaryota; Metazoa; Arthropoda; Insecta; Hymenoptera; Orussidae. The coding region runs from base 846 to 3116 and encodes 756 amino acids.